AUGAGAGGGUUGGGAGGGGGGUUGGGCGCGUGCGGGGUGUGUAACUGGGCGCGGUGUGUAGGCUGGCUGCACUCGCUGGCGGGGCUCGUGAAGCGCCGGCUCAGCGGUUACGUCAAAUGGCAUCACGUUGCAGCGAGGCGGGAGCAGCGGCCGCUACCGCACCACAACCACACAGCUAGAUGGGGUACUAGUGAAAGUUGGUCGGUUCCAGCUUCGCCGUUGCCUCCGCGCGCACCACCACCGAGGCCGGCAGACUAA
This is a messenger RNA of Leptosia nina, 258 nucleotides long. The record is from the annotation of a GenBank genome assembly. Lineage: Eukaryota; Metazoa; Arthropoda; Insecta; Lepidoptera; Pieridae.